AGAUCAUUUUUGAAAAAAGAAAUCUAAUUUGUUUUUUUAUAUCAAGAGUUUGAAGACAUUUCAAUUUUGUUUAAGCUCUUUCGUGUGUUGUUUUAUGGUAAUUAUCUGAAAAAAAAAUGGUAGCUGAAGCUGAAGUUGUUUGCCAACAGAGCGUGCCGGUGUUGGAAGUUCCGUUUUUCGGUAAAGGAAGUAAUUUCGAGGAGAUUAACGAAAUCGUCGCGAUUCCGUCGCCGGUUUCUUCGCCUGAGUUCCGACAAGUCGGUCGUGGUGCUACUGAGUCGGUUUCCGUCGAUUUAUCCACCUCUCAACUGGAUGUGAAAUCUCUAGAUGAAUUCCCAGAUCCAUGUAAUAUUGAAUCUACUGUCCUGCAAUUCGUCCCGAGUAUCCGUUCAGGUAGCUUCGCUGACAUUGGUCCAAGGAGAUACAUGGAAGACGAACAUAUUCGUAUUGAUGAUCUAUCAUCACAAUUGGGCUCCCUUUUCAAGUUUCCUAAGCCUAGUGCUUUUUAUGGGGUGUUUGAUGGUCAUGGUGGUCCUGAAGCCGCGGCGUAUGUAAGGAGACACGUGCUUAGAUUAUUUUUCGAAGAUGUGAAUUUUCCCCAGUCGUGUGAAGUUGAUGAUGAUUUCUUAGCAGGGGUUGAGAACUCGGUCCGGAAAUCAUUUCUUCUUGCUGACCUUGCUCUUGCUGAUGAUUGUACCGUGAAUAGCUCUUCAGGAACAACAGCGCUUACGGCUCUUAUAUUCGGAAGGCUUCUAAUGGUGGCCAAUACUGGUGAUUGCCGAGCAGUUCUCUGUCGAAAAGGGGAGGCAAUAGAUAUGUCUGAAGACCACAGGCCUAUUUAUCCAUCAGAACGGAGGAGAGUGGAGGAGCUCGGUGGGUUUAUUGACGAUGGAUAUCUUAACGGUGUUCUAUCAGUUUCUCGAGCCUUGGGGGAUUGGGACAUGAAGUUACCCAAGGGUUCAUCUUCACCUCUCAUCGCUGAACCCGAGGUCCGCCAAGUGGUUCUGACAGAGGAUGACGAGUUCCUUAUCAUUGGAUGUGAUGGGAUUUGGGAUGUAAUGUCAAGUCAACAUGCAGUUAGCCUAGUUCGCAGAGGGUUGCGACGGCACGAUGACCCCGAGCAAUGUGCUAGAGACCUUGUCAUGGAAGCCUUACGCCGCAACACGUUUGAUAAUUUAACCGUCAUCGUCAUAUGCUUCUCCGAACCUGAUUACAGGGAACAACCAUCUCCUCGGCAAAGAAGAUUGAGGUGUUGUAGCCUAUCUGCAGAGGCUUUGUGUAGCUUGAGGAGUGCAAUGCGAAUUCGUGACCGGUAAAUACGAGUCUUUAAAUAAUACUAAUUGUUCAACCUGGGAUAUUAUAUAUACUGUUUCUGGCUGCUUCAGUUACAGGUAUAAAAAAAAAAGCAGCUUGAAGUUUUGCAGGGGUUGGUUUUGGUAUAAUUUUUUUUUUUUUUUGGGGGGGGGGAUGUACAUAGACGAUGGUGGUGUAAAGAUGAAGGAUGUAAUAAUUUAUGUGUGCUUACUGCUUAGCUCGAAGUCAUUUAUGGAUUCUUUUGCUCAAAAGUCCAGGUGGCUGACCAUUGUUAGUUCAUUGAUGUUGAUUCGUGAGAUGUAUUAUGUACAUAUUGUCAAUAAAGACCCAAAUCUUCAUUGCUGUC
Gossypium raimondii (Peruvian cotton) is the source of this 1660-nucleotide messenger RNA. RefSeq names its product probable protein phosphatase 2C 2. The record is from RefSeq and is a predicted model, not a curated record. NCBI's taxonomy places the organism in Eukaryota, Viridiplantae, Streptophyta, Magnoliopsida, Malvales, Malvaceae. The coding region runs from base 117 to 1316 and encodes 399 amino acids. The transcript has 4 exons. Gene Ontology annotation, biological process: protein dephosphorylation. Gene Ontology annotation, molecular function: protein serine/threonine phosphatase activity; cation binding.